AGCUCGCGUUGUGAGGCGGAGACCGCUGCUGCUAGAGAAGACGCGUUUGCAGCCGAGACCGGAGACUCACCCAGCCCGAGGAGGUUUAAAGUCAGCCAGGAUGGCCUCCAGAAGGAGAGCUUUGAGCUUUAGUGAAAGACACCAGAAGCUAGUGGAUGAAAACUUCCGCAAAUCGUUGCAUAUCCAAAUCUUGAAUAAGUUAGAGAGGCAAACCAGGAACCAGAUCGUGCAAAAUGAAAACGACGAGAGGGUCGAACGGAAGAGAUUCCUCAGGGUGCUGCAGAAUGAGCAGUUUGAGCUGGACAUGGAAGAAGCCAUCCAAAAAGCAGAAGAGAACAAGAUGUUGAGGGAUCGACAGCUGGAGCAGGAAGAGAGACUUGCCAAUGAGCUGGCCCGACUAAAGCACGAGAGUCUGAAGGACGAGAAGAUGAGGCAGCAAGUGCGAGAGAACAGCAUUGAACUCAGAGAAUUGGAACAGAAAUUGAAAGCCGCUUACAUGAAUAAGGAGAGAGCUGCCCAGAUUGCCGAGAGGGACGCCAUCAAAUACGAGCAAAUGAAACGUGAUGCCGAGAUAGGCAGGACCAUGAUGGAGGAGCACGAGAGGUUCCUGAAGGAAGAGAGCAUCAAGCAAGACCGGCGGAACAGGGAGAAGGCGCAGUACCACCUGGACCUGGAGAAGCAGCUCAAAGAGCAGGAGCGGAGGAAGGAGGAGGCCUAUGAGCAGCUGCUGAAAGAGAAACUCAUGAUUGACGAAAUAGUCAGGAAGAUCUACGAGGAGGACCAGUUGGAAAGACAGCAAAAAUUAGAGAAACUGACCACAACUAAGAAGUACAUUGACGAGUUCCAGCAGGAGCAAGCCCUCUGGAGACAGAAGAAGCGUGAGGAGAUGGAGGAGGAGAACAGGAAGAUUAUAGAGUUUGCCAGCAUACAGCAGCAAAGAGAAGGCGAGCGGAUGGCCAGAGUUCAAGAGACUGAGGAAAAGAGGGCCCAGCGCCAGAAUCUGCUGCUCCAGAAACUGGAGGAAAUGCUGCGGCAGCGCGAGGACCUGGAGCAGGUGCGGCAAGAGCUAUGCCAGGAGGAGCAGGCCGAGAUCCUGAAGCAGAAACUGAAGGAAGAAGCAGAGCAGAAACUGCGGAAGCAGAGGGAGAUGAAGCAAGACUUUGAAGACCAAAUGGCCCUGAAGGAAAUAAUACUACAGGCCGCAAAAGAGGAGGAGGAGACCUUCAGAAAAGCCAUGCUGGCUAAGUUCGCUGAAGACGACCGGAUAGAGCUCAUGAAUGCCCAGAAACAACGGAUGAAGCAGCUGGAGCACAAGCGGGCCGUGGAGAAACUAAUCGAGGAGCGGCGCAGCCAGUUCCUUGCAGACAAAAAACGCGAGCUGGAGGAAUUGCAGCUACAGCAAAGACGGCAAGGCUGCAUCAAUGAGAUUAUUGAAGAAGAAAGGCUGAGACUCCUCAAAGAACAUGCUGCAAAAUUACUAGGCUAUCUCCCCAAAGGAGUGUUUAAAAGAGAGGACGACGUUGACAUGCUCGGUGAAGAGUUUAAGAAAGCUUAUCAGAAAAGGGGGGAAGCCAGUGAAGAGAAGUGAUCAGCUCUGCAGGACGGGUGAAACCUGGAUUUCUCAGAUGCUACCACUAGAUGUCAGUGUAACUGCUCUCUUCCAGUUGGUGACAGUGGGUCCCCAGUGUCUGCAUGUUCUAAAACAUCCUCCUCUUUCUCCAUUUAUAAACAGUUAGACGAAAAUUAAACACGUCAGUAGUUUAACUGAAGGAUUAGUCACUUUAUUCAUUGUGCACUCUACGAUGGCGUGCCACAGAAUCCCAUAGAACCACCGAGGCCAAGCAGAAGCAGUUUUUUCUUUCUCUUGCCAGUUAUCUCGUUGGCACUCCUGCUCUGAUUUUAAAAAAGCAUUUUACAUGUGUUUGCCUGCAACAUUUUACAUGUGUACUACAUGCAUGCAGUGCUCAAGAAGGCCAGAAAUGGGCAUCAUAUCCACUGGAGUUACAUUGUUAUGGUUGUGAGCCACUAUAUGGGUACUGGAAACCAAACCUGUGUCCUCUGCAAGAGCAAGCAGCCUGUGCUCCUAACUGUCUGAUUUUAGGUCUUCUAGGUAUGGCCAACCUGGCAUGUGGUCAGGAUAAGUAUGAAUGCAGCCCAACACAAAUAGCAACCUUAAAACAAUGCAAAAUUUUUGUGUUUCUUUUCUUUGUUGCACAGUUCUCAAGUGUGAACUUUAGUAGAUACACAAACGUCAUGUGAGGAUAAAGUGUCAGCUUUUCCUGUUCGGUGUGUUGUUACCUGUGCGUCUGUCGUAUGUUGAAGUACAUUCCUUCUGUAACCUACUUUGUUGGCAGUUUUUGUUAUAUAAAAUGUUGUUCAGUCUUGUGCUGUUACAAACUUUCUUUGUUCUGUCAACAUGGCAUGUUUAUUGAUUGAACGCUGACUCAUCUAGGAUGAGCCCACUUCGUCAUGGAGCGCGAGCUUCCUAUGCACUGUUGGAGUUGCCUGCUGGGGUCAAGAUGAGGAUUUCUGCAUCUGAGUUGAUCGGGAUAUUGGACUCUGGGAAGUUGUUGGUUUGAUUUUGUUUACUUGUCCCUUGAAUUGGCAUUACAUAGGUGGUUGUGAGCUGCCCUGUGGUGCUGGGAACUGAACUUGGGUCCUCUGCAGUAGCAGGAACACUUGACCACUGAACUCCUCUCCGGCUUCCAAUGGGACUUUCUGUUAUCUGUUUGAGCUCCUUGACCUCCUUUCUCACCAUGGGUCUGUUAGAUUUUCUGUCUCUUCACAGUUAAUUCUUGGUAGGUUGUAUAUCUCCAGAAAUUAAUUUAUUCUGUGUAACCCCAAUUAUUCAUAGAUAAUUUAAAUUUAUAACACUCUUAUGAUCCUUUGUAUAUGGUACAAUGGACGUGUCCCUUUUCUUCAUCUCUAAUUAGGCAUUUUCUCCUAUUGGCUAAAAGUUACUUUCUUUCGACAGCCAGCUCUUUCAUGUGGGUUGAGUAUAUGCUGUAUCUGCAAUUGCUUGGCAUAGAAGUUGGGAUAUUUUGUUGUAGCUGUUGAUUUUUGAUUUUGGAAUAUUUAAAAUACACAUGAUGUCUUGAGAAAGGGACCUAACUCUGAGACAGUAACUCACAUCCCAC
Molecule: messenger RNA, 3137 nt
Organism: Chionomys nivalis (European snow vole)
Lineage: Eukaryota; Metazoa; Chordata; Mammalia; Rodentia; Cricetidae
Gene: Mns1
Product: meiosis specific nuclear structural 1
Exons: 10
Coding region: 101-1588 (495 amino acids)
Biological process (GO): cilium organization
Cellular component (GO): motile cilium
Source: RefSeq, a predicted model, not a curated record